UUUGGCGGGUAAACCUCAACUCUUGUUCUGAUCAGCUGGGAUAAUAGCACAAAAUAUCAUAGUUGAUUUGGGGCUCAGAUGAUACAUUUUGUGCACGGAUUAUAGUCACGGUGUUUAUUGAAACGAUCCAUAUGAUUCGUUGAUCGGAUAUGUAGAUUUUUUGGGUGAAUAUUUGUCAUUAUUUCAGUUUUGCGGUAUUGCUUCCUGGGUGUGUUGACCAAAACGAGUGGGUGAAGAACUGAGUUUGCUAGUACUGUAUCUCGCUAGUAUGCUAACUUGCCCAAAUUGUGUCAUUUUGAAAGAACGCAUUAUAUAAAUCAGGUUAUUUAUUCUUCCAAGGGAAACUAGACGUUCUGGGUAGUGCAAUUUUGUUAGGAAGUGUAAUAAGUAUUUAGAUUCGUUGACUUGUUGUAGCUGAUGUUUUGCUUGUGAGCUUCGUAUGAAACUGAGUUGUGUUCAAAGUUAACCCUGAAGCGAACACAACCCAAUUUCUUGGCUAACUAUACUAGCAAGCCAGCUAGUUAACUAACUCGCUCAACUUUUCUAGGUCGUUGGAUACAGUAUUCAAUUAACUCUGUUCGCUAGCAACACAGUAAACAAAUUAUUAUCAUUAUGUUUACAAUUUGCUCCAAACUAACGUUGAUGUAAAUCAACGUUAGCUACAGUAAAUAACUAGUUAGCUAACGACAAUGGACAAAGGGAAGGAGUUGCUAUAUGUGGCCUCGCCGCAGUCAUUGGAAAGAUGAAAAUACCUAAUGUUAGUUAGAAAAACUUCGCAGCAAGUUAGCACGCUAGCUGACCUUGGUGGUGGUUUAUUACACUUUUUUCAACUAUCAAUAUACCAUAAGUGUUGCUGUAUUGUAUGGUUUCAGACUAACUACUGUAUAUUAGACUGAAGCUGUCAGAAACCUCAACCACUGUCUCAACGUUAUUUUAUAGCUCGCUAAUUUGUAGGAAUCACGCCCUAUAUUUGACCUUUGACCAUACAUUUUCGAAUGAGUCAGCUUUGUUGGAGCUUGAUUGUCAGCAAGAUACUGUUAAUAUUAGACAUGUUUAACCUCAGUAUUUGAAAGCCAACUCUUUCAAUACAUUUACACUAUUAUGCACAUACAUUAGAGAUGACAUAUGUCAAAAGGUGCUAAUACUACCAUACCAAGCCAUUGGACUUGAAUUCUGCCCCAACACGAUCUAGGGGACUAGAGCACCCCAGUUGUGUGUGCGAUGUCAGAAACGCUCCUAUCAGGUCAGACGUCGGAGGAUCUAUUGGUAGACUUUGAGACUCUUCUGAAUGCUGGGAGUAUUGGCCUCUCAGAGGACCACCAAAUAGUCAUAAUCUCCACUCCCAGCAAUGUGGGCUUCAACUCUGCAGUCCCCAGCAACACUGGAGAGAUCCUUCUGUUCGCCACCCCCCAAGGCCCUGCAGAUGUGGUCCAGGACCAGCGACGGCCAACUCUGGGACGACCACCGGUGAAGAGGAAGCUGGACUUGGACAGUGAUCACCAAUAUGUGAGCACCUCUCGCCCCCCUUCUCUUGGGAGAAUCCCAACAUCCACACCAGCACCUCCUAGAGUUCCAAAGCCUUCGACAGAGAAGUCUCGCUAUGACACGUCUCUGAACCUGACCACCAAGCGCUUCUUGGACCUGCUAGCCCAGUCUCCUGACGGGGUGGUGGACCUCAACUGGGCCUCGCAGGUCCUGGAAGUGCAGAAGAGGCGCAUCUAUGACAUCACCAAUGUCCUGGAGGGUAUCCAGCUCAUCUCCAAGAAAUCAAAGAACAACAUACAAUGGCUGGGGAACCGUAUUGAUGAAGCGUCUGUUUCCCGUUACCAGGACCUACAGAAAGAGGUCUCUGACUUCACACAGGCGGAGGAGAAACUGGACGAGCUCAUUACCAAGUGUAACCUUCAGCUGAGACUCCUCACUGAGGAUACCCAGAACAAGAAGCUGGGUUAUGUGAUGUGCCAGGAUCUGCGGAAGUCUUUUGACUCUCCUGACCAGCUGGUGAUGGUAAUCAGAGCCCCUCCAGAGACCCAGAUGCAAGUCUCAGAGCCCAGUGAGGGCUAUCAGGUCUCCCUGAAGAGCACUCAGGGUCCCAUCGACGUCUUCCUGUGUCCAGAGGACAGUUCUGGUGUCUGCAGCCCAGUGACAGGCAUCAGCCCAACUAAAGCCACAGACCAGACAAUGCCCCAGGAUGCGGAACAACCACAGUGCAGCACCACACAGGAAAUGACAUCAACAGCUGCGUCCCAACAGAACUCCUCCCCUCUGCCAUUAUGUCGUGAAGCGGAAGCAUUCCUGGAAGGCGACCCGUUCCCCAACCUGGGAGUACUGCCGGACUUUGACCUUUCACCCCUGCCGUCCUCUGACUUCCUCGGUGGGGAGUGCUUUGGGAACCCACUGGAUGGCUUCAUCAACCUGUCACCUCCACAGAGCCAAGACUACCACUUUGGUCUAGAGGAGCACGAGGGCAUCAGCGAACUGUUUGACUGUGACUUUGGGGACCUGACCCCACUGGAGUUCUGACAAUGUGGUGGAAAGGAAAACCCAAAGAACUAGAAUGAGGUUCUGUUUCUAUGGGAACACACCAUACCAUCUCAGAACAAAGAAGCAUACCCAAGUGGUUAAAAUACAGAAUUGUACAGCACAGACUGUACUAGCACUUAAGUUGCUUAGCAAAAUAAUUUAGUUUUAGUUGGCUAUUUAAUUUAUUUAUAUACAAAUCAUGUUUUUGUACAGCUUUUUUUUUUAAAGUGGUUUGCAGGUGUAUUUGUGGGAUAUGGAUGUGAUUAUCAGCUGGAAUAUUAGCAUGUAAUGCUAAUAAUGAAUUUGUUAUAGUAGACAUUUUAGCCAUAGUCUCAGGUGUAAGGAACAGUGACUUUUACAGUAAGAGUUGGAGUUCAGAUGCAUUUUAUAAAGUCGUGCAGUAUGUUGGCAAAUGGUAAUGGGAGGAUAUACACUGAGUGCACAAAACAUUUAAGAGCACCUGCUCUUUCCGUGACAUAGGUCAAUCCAGGUUAAAGCAAAUUUAGGAAGGUGUUCCUAAUGUUUGGUAUGCUCUGUUUAUAUUCCCAAGAUUGUUUUAUUUCCCCUCAAGGUGUUAUUUAUUUCUCUGACCUGUGGGUGCCUAUUACAAACCCUCCCAUAAGCUAAUUACAAGGCACACACACAUUAUUGGUCGGACUGUCUCAGCCUUCAAUUUGAUUCUCUUGAAAUGGCAGCUGAACUAAUAGUAAUUUUUUAAUGUGAGGUAUUUUGUUUAUUUUGUCAUUAUCAUGAACCUCAUCACAACUCUUUUCUGCAAGACUCAUGUAGUGCCUUAUAAAAACAAACAAAAAACAGUCAGGAUGUCUGGUGGAUGGAUUGAAUUCAGGUGUUAUGCUGUGUGUAAAGUUGAGGUGUUUAUGAAAGUGUUUGAUUUGAAUUUCUUAACCGCACGUUGUGGAUUACUAUUUUGGGGGGCAGUCAGGCUACUGUUCUUGAAAAUUCAGCCACUGCUAACAACGUGCAAGGGAAACAAGGAAACUGAGCUGCAGUCAAAAUUAUAAUGUUCUGUGCUUUGUUUUAUAACAAUGUUACAAGAUUAACAUUUUUGCCACAAAUUCCGUGGUAAAAGUAAUUACUUGUAACAAAUGGUUUCAAGCAUGUGCUUUGCCUCAACUUAGUUUUUUAAAGAAUAAAAACAUUUUGAUUUGACCCUACAAAAUGUGUUAAAAGCAAGUUCUGCAGAGAAUAGGUAUGUCAACUAAAAUAUGACUGAAGUUCAGUGAGGCAAAGCAGAGGUACUGAUGAGACUGUACGUUCCAAGCAUUCCUAUAUGGCUUGUCAUAAAUGUACAUCAGUAACAAGGCCUUGAGCAAUGAGUCAAUCAUCGGUUGACUGUUAAUUUUCUAGUGGAACAAUGUCUCUUAAGAAUUGAUAAAGAUGUUUAUCUGUAUGAGGGGAUGUGCAGUACCUGUUAAUUUAUGUUAUGCUAUGCUAUGUUGGCCCCUCGCCAUUGUCCCCUCCCAAGAUUGUAGCAGGUCAUGUCUCAUUUGCCUACAGUGUCUUGGCACAUAGUUUUCUCUCAUCACAGACCGGUUCAGAGCAGUCUGUCCCUGGAACCUCAAACAACGAGGGGAAUUAAGACAUGCUCACCAUGCGAUACACACACCAGCAGCAAACUGGUCUGUUUGAUCAGUUUCUCACAGCAGGAAAAUAAUCCUGCAGCAACAGGAAAUGUGGUUUAUAAUUCAUCAACAUUUUUAUAGAGGAUACAUUUUUCAUUAGGGUAAAUCACAUCUGACAUUUUUAAGUGGAAAUUACAAAAUGUUGAAGCAUUUAUAAACUAACUGUCCAGUGUUUCCAAAUUUCUAUGAAAUAUUAUCUAUUACUUACAAUAUAAGUGAAAUAGUUUUCCUUUCAAGAAAUGCUAAAUUAGUGUCAAAAAGCAGCUUCUCUGUGUUGGAUUGGUGUAGGCGUACCCCAACAGAAUGGUGUGGAUGCAUACCGGUCAUUAACAAUGCAAGCCGGCUGCUGAUUGGCCAGCUCAUAGUAUUUUUUUAAACGUUCGCUUCGAGAUACAAGUUUGAAGUUGUUUUUUUGAAGUGUUAUUUUUCUCCCAUUUAUGCUUUGGCCACAAAUACGAGUAUAGGACGAGUCAACAGCAUUAUUUAGGUUUGAGUUAACAGACCAUUAACUUUUCAAAGUGAGAUUUUCACUGGACAGUUAUUUUAAACCUUGAAUACACUCUGCCUUUGAUUUUCCUGCUGUGCAUCUAUACUACUUGUCUUUCUCAUAUGUUCAGAAACUUUAGUGUACAGUAGAUAAAUAAAUGCAUAUAUUGAUA
Molecule: messenger RNA, 4825 nt
Organism: Oncorhynchus tshawytscha (Chinook salmon)
Lineage: Eukaryota; Metazoa; Chordata; Actinopteri; Salmoniformes; Salmonidae
Gene: e2f1
Product: E2F transcription factor 1
Exons: 7
Coding region: 1222-2523 (433 amino acids)
Biological process (GO): G1/S transition of mitotic cell cycle; regulation of transcription by RNA polymerase II
Cellular component (GO): Rb-E2F complex
Molecular function (GO): RNA polymerase II cis-regulatory region sequence-specific DNA binding; protein dimerization activity; DNA-binding transcription factor activity, RNA polymerase II-specific
Source: RefSeq, a predicted model, not a curated record